This is a messenger RNA of Drosophila simulans, 6701 nucleotides long. RefSeq names its product potassium voltage-gated channel subfamily H member 8 (gene Elk). Gene Ontology annotation, molecular function: voltage-gated potassium channel activity. Lineage: Eukaryota; Metazoa; Arthropoda; Insecta; Diptera; Drosophilidae. The record is from RefSeq and is a predicted model, not a curated record. Gene Ontology annotation, biological process: potassium ion transmembrane transport; regulation of membrane potential. Gene Ontology annotation, cellular component: membrane. Bases 2110 to 5472 code for a protein of 1120 amino acids. The transcript has 12 exons.
UCCUAUUUAAAUAUUACCUUAUAGUUUUACAGCAUAAUAAGGUUAUUUAAACAUUAUUGUUUUGUAAUUGUUUCAACUGAUUUAAUUUUAGUUAGUUAUAAUUCCUCUACUGCUGCUUUCGUUCUAUAUACCCCACAUGCUUUCCGCUAACAGGGUAUUGCAAUUCACACCAAAUGCUUGGCAGAUGUUGCAUGUUUCGCACUUGGAUUGCAAGUGCCACAAACACCUAUUGCACUUGCAACACGCACUUAUCGCCCUCGUGCCUCCUGUCGUCGAGGACUUGCCACAUGUAAUUGUGUUAGAUAGACAGAGAUUUACACGACGGGCAACAUUCGGUAAUGAAUUUCAUUAACUUGCUCAUUGAGUGGCAGCCAAGCAAAUAUGGCCAGAAACCAGUCAAAUGUAAUGCAGUUUAUAUCGAAUUAAUCUACACUCAAACCAAAGCAGCGGGCGAGCCUGAUUCAAUUUUUGUUAAUUUAUGUAAAUGAAGUUAGGUCCGAGGCAACCAACCUUGGCAAUCCCAAUUUCCAGCUGGAAUCAAGCUGGCUGGAUAACUUGAGUGCCGAUCUCUGUCAAUGGGAAAUUAAUGCCGUGACAAAGGCAAAAUAUGGGUUUUAGCCAUUGAAAACUGUGAAGACAGCUAAUUAGGCGAGCAAUUUUCCAAAAUUUGUGAUAAAGCACAUUUUGAUGAACCCGAAUUCGAAAUGGAAUUAUCAUUAGAUCAUAAUCGUUAUCGCAUUGUGACAGUUAUGCGAUGAUGACCAUCGUUUCACACGUCAUUAGGCCUGUCAGUGAAUUUUCCCCUCCGGUUGCCAAUGAGUUGUGCAUAUUUCGUUAAAGCAAUUCACUUUUUCCAUGCCAGCAGCAGCAGGGAUAAAAAACAUUUGUGUAUGCAUGGGGUGUUUUUUGUAUCUUUAAAUUUUUCCCUGACCUUUUUUGUAUAAUUUUUUUUUCAUUCAACGGCUGUUGCUCGGUUACGGAUGAAAAGUAUAUGUAUCCGUGAGGUGACCGUCCCGACUUAAUUGGCAUUUUGAUAUGACAGCAAGGGAGUCAAACUGGAUUUUAUGUGGGUGUCGGGACCUAACAUUGGAAUCAUAUUUUGGUCAAAAAUUGUUCAUAUAUAUAGAAGGGAAAAUAAACGAAAUGAAAACAAGGAAAAAAUGGCAACUUUCUUGGCGGCUAUUUGCAUAAUUUUCUUUGCUGUUUUUGUGUAUAAUUAGUACACGUUUGGGUUUGCGAAACGUAUCAAAUUCAUUUUUGGGUCCAUUUUUCACCAUCCAGCUAAUUGUUAUUUAUAGCUUGUCCCUUUUAGACACCACACUCAAAUAGAAUUAAGUUCAAUUUAAUGGGCUCUUUGCGGUGCCAAAUAUGCGCUACUUUGAGCUUAUUUUGCUCGAGCUUUGUUUGUUCGGCUGUGAAAUAUGAUGUUUAUUCGCCUGAUUUGUUGGCCUGACCAGGAUUUAGCCAAUAUUUGUCGGCCACUGAGGGCGAUUAUUAAUUGUUUGUCAAUGCUGGGGUUUCAGUAUCGCAAAGGUGAGAGUAGAUCGAAUUCUUGUACAAUCUUGUACAUUCGGCCAAUUAAACUGUGUUUUUGCAAUUUAAAAGUUUUUCAAAUAAAACUGAGCAAAAACAAUAAAGCAAAGCCUGCAUUUAGUGAGGAAACUUUGUUUUGCUAAUGCACAAAAGCUAACACCAUCUGUAAAAGUUGAGUUUUCAUCUUUUCCUCCCACUAAGCUGCUCAAAUGAAAGUCAGCAAAAAUAAUAAAUGGAGUCCGGGGGAAAGCUGUAUUUAACUUGCCGGAAAGUCGACAAAAUUCAUGAAAAUCUUUUGCGAGACGAGGUAAAUUCUGAGGGAGUGCACACACCAUACACCUGCAAUUUUGUGACGCUUUAAAAACGUGUGUUUAAAAUCAAACGCAAUACGAUUUAACUAAGGAGAAUUAAAAUAAAAACACCAAUUUAAAUUAACCAUGCCAAUUAAUUCAUAACGUCUUAUGUGUCAAAUUCUAUGUGUUCUUUCUCUUUGUGCUCUUUCUAUUAUAACACACACACACAAAUCGAUCCGCUGCCCUUUUGGGCGCCCGGUUCCGGGCCGGCUCCAAUGCCGGAAUGCUCGGCCUGGGCGGACUGCCCGGUCUGGGCGGACCGGCUGCCAGUGACGGGGAUACGGAGGCGGGUGAGGGCAACAAUCUGGACGUUCCCGCCGGCUGCAACAUGGGUCGACGGCGCAGUCGAGCGGUUCUCUACCAGCUAUCCGGGCACUACAAGCCGGAAAAGGGUGGCGUGAAGACCAAGUUGAAACUGGGCAAUAACUUUAUGCAUUCAACGGAGGCGCCGUUUCCGGAGUACAAAACCCAGUCGAUAAAAAAGUCACGCUUGAUUCUGCCCCAUUACGGGGUGUUCAAGGGCAUCUGGGACUGGGUGAUUCUGGUGGCCACCUUCUACGUUGCCCUCAUGGUGCCCUACAAUGCUGCGUUUGCCAAAGCGGAUCGGCAGACAAAGGUAUCGGAUGUGAUUGUGGAGGCGCUCUUCAUUGUAGAUAUUCUGCUAAACUUCCGCACCACCUUCGUGUCGCGCAAGGGCGAGGUUGUCUCCAAUUCGAAGCAGAUUGCCAUCAAUUACCUGCGAGGAUGGUUCGCCCUGGACCUGCUGGCGGCGCUGCCCUUUGAUCACCUGUACGCGUCCGAUUUGUACGACGGCGAGGAAUCGCACAUCCAUCUUGUGAAAUUGACGCGUCUCCUGCGGCUGGCUCGUCUGUUGCAAAAAAUUGAUCGAUACUCGCAGCACACGGCCAUGAUACUGACAUUGCUGAUGUUCUCCUUCACGCUAGCCGCCCACUGGCUGGCCUGCAUCUGGUAUGUGAUAGCGGUCAAGGAGUACGAGUGGUUCCCCGAGAGCAACAUCGUAUUCUUCACAGGUUGGCUGCAGCUUUUGGCGGAAAGGAAAAACGCUUCCGUCGCCAUUUUGACCACGGCGGAAACGUAUUCCACGGCCUUGUACUUCACCUUCACAAGUCUCACUUCCGUGGGAUUUGGCAACGUUUCGGCGAACACCACAGCCGAAAAGGUCUUCACCAUCAUCAUGAUGCUCAUUGGCGCUCUGAUGCACGCCGUGGUCUUCGGUAACGUGACUGCCAUCAUCCAAAGGAUGUAUUCGCGUCGCUCGCUAUAUGAGAGCAAAUGGCGCGACCUAAAGGACUUUGUGGCCCUGCACAAUAUGCCCAAGGAGCUGAAGCAACGCAUCGAGGACUACUUUCAGACCAGCUGGUCACUCAGCCAUGGCAUCGAUAUAUACGAGACGCUACGCGAAUUUCCCGAGGAGCUCCGUGGCGACGUUUCCAUGCAUCUACAUCGUGAAAUAUUACAGCUGCCGAUAUUCGAGGCGGCCUCCCAGGGCUGCCUGAAACUUUUGUCCCUGCACAUCAAGACGAACUUCUGCGCGCCAGGGGAGUAUCUGAUCCAUAAAGGCGAUGCCCUCAACUAUAUCUACUAUCUGUGCAACGGAUCCAUGGAGGUGAUCAAGGACGACAUGGUGGUAGCUAUUCUGGGUAAGGGUGACCUGGUCGGCUCCGACAUCAAUGUGCACCUGGUGGCCACCAGCAAUGGCCAGAUGACCGCCACCACCAACAGUGCUGGCCAGGAUGUUGUCGUCCGCAGCAGCAGCGAUAUUAAGGCGCUAACCUACUGUGAUCUGAAGUGCAUCCACAUGGGUGGUCUGGUGGAGGUACUACGCUUAUAUCCGGAGUAUCAGCAGCAGUUUGCCAACGAUAUUCAGCACGAUCUCACCUGCAAUUUGAGGGAGGGCUACGAGAACCAGGACUCCGAUAUUGGACCCUCAUUUCCCCUGCCCAGUAUCAGUGAGGAUGAUGAAAAUCGCGAGGAGGCCGAGGAAGGGGGCAAGGGGGAGAAGGAAAACGGUGGAGGACCACCAAGUGGUACUUCUCCACUGCACAAUAUAAGCAAUUCUCCGCUGCAUGCAACACGAUCUCCACUGCUGGGCAUGGGAAGUCCCAGGAACCAGAGGCUGCAUCAGCGGGGUAGAUCUCUGAUUACCUUAAGGGAAACGAACAAGAGACAUAGGACUCUGAACGCAGCUUGUAGCCUGGAUCGCGGUUCCUUUGAGGAGCCCGAGCCACCGGAAGAGGAGCAACAGUCGGGCGGUAAAAGACCCUCCUUGGAACGCUUGGACUCCCAGGUUUCCACUUUGCACCAGGAUGUGGCCCAACUGAGUGCGGAAGUUCGUAAUGCCAUCAGCGCGCUGCAGGAAAUGACAUUCACCUCCAAUGCAAUGACAUCACACACCUCUCUCAAGUUCCCUCCAGCAAGAUCUAUACCCAACAUUAGUGGAGUUGCGGGCACAAGAUCCGGAGUUGCAGUCGAGCACGGCUUGAUGGGCGGAGUUUUGGCAGCCGCUGAAUUGGCAGCCAUGCAGCGUAGCUCAUCACAUCCUCCCGAGGUUUGGGGCAGGGAUGUCCAACUGCCCACCAGUAAUACGGCCAGUUCCAAGGCACCCUCACCUGUGGAGCCCAAGAAGACUAUGACCAGCAGGAGCAGCCAAACGGACUUCUAUCGCAUAGACUUCCCAACCUUUGAGCGAUUUGUUUUGGCCAAUCCUCGUCUGGUUUUGGGACUUCUGGGCAUUGAACCCGCCAUCAAAAACGAAAUGGAUCUCCUGCAGCAAAAGCAAACCCUGCAGAUAUCACCUUUAAAUACGAUAGAUGAGUGUGUUUCGCCGUCGGAUACCAAUUUGGCCAGUUCCAAGGAGAGACUAAUCACAACAUCCACAGUUCCGACACCUGGUCGCAUUUACCCACCUCUAGAUGAUGAGAACUCCAAUGAUUUUCGAUGGACAAUGAAACACUCGGCCAGUCAUCAUAGCUGUUGCAAGAGCACGGAUGCUCUGCUGAGUCCAGAGGAGCAGCACCCGGCUUCCAUGCUUCCAGUGGAUGCAACUCCUGUGCCAUCUGUCCAGGAAGUUCGAUCCUCAAAAAGAAGCAUACGAAAAAGCACGAGUGGCAGCAACUCCAGCCUGUCUAGCAGCAGUUCGAGCUCUAAUAGUUGUCUGGUGUCGCAGAGUACGGGCAACCUGACCACCACGAACGCCUCGGUGCACUGCAGCAACAGUAGCCAGAGUGUGGCCAGUGUGGCGACCACGAGAAGAGCCUCCUGGAAGCUGCAGCACUCGAGGAGCGGGGAGUAUCGAAGAUUAUCCGAAGCCACGGCUGAGUACUCACCACCUGCCAAGACACCACUUCCUGUGGCGGGAGUGAGCUACGGGGGCGAUGAGGAGGAGAGUGUCGAGCUCCUGGGACCUCGUCGGAACUCAAGACCCAUCCUGCUGGGCGUAAGCCAGAAUCAGGGCCAAGGACAGGCUAUGAAUUUCCGCUUCUCGGCGGGGGAUGCCGAUAAAUUGGAGAAGGGUCUGCGUGGACUGCCCUCCACUCGCUCCCUGCGAGAUCCGAGUAGCAAAUAAGCAGCCAAAAGGAGUCAUUCGCAUGCAAACCACCGUUCGUGAUUUAUGUCCUAAUUAAUACUGAAACACAAAGACGCUUGUACAUUUAAUAUCUUUAAGAUACCCACACGAGUUUGGUUGUUCAUCUGUAUCCCCGUAGAUUUAUCGAGAAUACCUUCACAUAUUGUAAAGCAUAUCAGACAAGCCAAAAGUAUUUAACAAGCCUAAAAAUUAUUUUUGUAAGGCUCAGCUGUUAUAACGAGAUGAUUGUUUAUUUUCGUAGCCAAAUAAGCAAAGAUAUACCCACUCAGAAUACAUGAAAACAUAUGUCAGCGGAAGUACAAAGACUAUAGACCUCCGACCUAAGAUAAAUACGAGUAAGAGUAUAUCUUGCCUAGCAACUAAAUAUCAAUACACUUACAAAAAUGGUGAAAUGUUAGUUAAGUUACACCAGCCUGGAAUUUUGUGUUACAAUAAUGUGGUGUAUAAAAUUGUUUCUAGAUCUGUAGGAUCGGAAACAUUUUUUGAGAUUUAGGAGCUCUAAAAUUUCAAGGGGAAAUUGGGACAGAAUAUGGCAUGCCCAGAUAUGGCAUUUCUCCAUACAUCUAAGAUCUGGAAUUUAAGCAUAGUUAGGCAAGCUCAAUGACAGGAAUAUCAAACGGGGAUUCAACAGAUUUGUAGAGACUUAAGCAGUAAAUUCAUUCUAGUCACUGUGACGUGAGUUAACCUAGAUUAUUACCUAAGAUAAUCGACAAUCGUGUGCUACAUAUAUCGAAUGGACAGAGUUCCACUUCAAAAGUGAGAUCUCGGGCAUUUGACUAAAAAGUAAUUUGUGAUUCCAAGCGAGAAGGCAGCUCAACUCUCAGCUUGAUUCCGUGUUGAUAAGUUGGCUAAUAGAAAUGGUCAACUAAACUGUGUAAAUUUCUAAAAUCCCACAUAUAUCCUGAGUGUAUAUAGUAUAUAUGGUAUGUGUAUAUUUGCUCCCGAAAACCUAUAAAGACUUGAGCUUCAUUCUAUCCUUGAUGUAAGCAUCCUAUGAUAAUAAGUUUUAUAUGUGUUUAGAUGGAUACAUAUUUUAGCCAUAAUGAUGCAGGAUUAUUCAAUUGAGAACCUAAUAAACGUUUUUAAAUGUUUUAACUUAAUGUUAUCGAGACUAUAUACUUGUAUGUAUUAUAUGUGUAGUUAUACAUCUAAAGUAUAAAAGGAUAUUCGAUACUUCAAUAAACAAUAAACUUGAUGUGACACGCUAA